Messenger RNA from Eruca vesicaria subsp. sativa (arugula), 1888 nucleotides. NCBI's taxonomy places the organism in Eukaryota, Viridiplantae, Streptophyta, Magnoliopsida, Brassicales, Brassicaceae. The record is from the annotation of a GenBank genome assembly.
UAACAUUUCUCCAAAAACCACCACCGUUUACCCUCCAUGAUAAAAAACAAAACAAGUAACAUAACUCUAUACUUUGCCCAAAAAAAAAAAAAAGUAACAUAACUCUAUACAUCUCAUGGAUCACUAAACCAUCAAAACAGUUUUUUUAAAAAAGAUGGAGAAAUUCUCAUACAACUCGUAUCCAGAUUCAGCCGAAUCAUCCCCUCGUUCCCGCGACGUCGAUUUCGACAACCCUCCCCCAUGGGAAGACCAACAACCACAACAAACCUACAAAGUCAAGUUCAUGUGCAGCUACGGCGGAAAGAUCCAGCCGCGUCCACACGAUAACCAGCUCACUUACGUCAACGGAGACACCAAAAUCUUAUCCGUAGAUCGCGGCAUCAGGUUCCCCGCGCUAGCUUCGAAGCUCGCCGACAUCAUCGGCGGAGGAGAGAUCUCGUUCAAGUACCAGCUUCCUGGUGAAGAUCUCGACGCGUUGAUCUCUGUGACUAACGAAGACGAUCUCGAGCAUAUGAUGCAUGAGUACGAUCGGCUUCUCCGUAUGUCCUCGAAGCCAGCGAGGAUGCGUCUGUUUCUAUUUCCGUGUUCUUCUCCCGUCUCCGGAGGGUUUGGAUCCGAAGGCUCGACGAAAUCGGAUCGGGAGAUGGUGAAUCCGAUCCUGAACCGGCCGGAUUCGGAGAAAUCCGUAACCGCUCCGGUUAUUAGUAACGCUGAUUUUUUGUUUGGAUCGGAAAAAGUUGUUGUUGCAGCUCCACCAGCUCCAGUGACUCAACAGAUUAUUCAGGAUCCACAGAUGUUUGUUAAUCAACAGGAGCAGGUAGAGAUUCAGAGACAGAUCCAUGAGUUUCAGAGAAUUCAAAUUAGAGAUCAAGAACAACAUCAGCAACAGCAACAGAUGCAACAUCAGCUACUACAGCAACAACAGCAACAGCAGCAGCAGCAGCAAGAGGCUAUGUAUAGAAGAAAAAGCGAAGACGGAGGAGGAAGAUACUUGUACGCUCAAAAUCCUCCUCCGCCUCCGCCAACGACGGUAUCUCAGGGGAAUCCACAACCUCCGGUUGGAUACUGGCAAGGAAACAACAGCAACAACGUGUACACAACUACGUCGUCGCCGGAGCAGCAAGUAUACAUGAUUCCAGCUCAGUCUCAAGCUCAAGGUCCAGGGACGGUAUACCAUAGCGUAAUGAGACCACCACCACCGACACAAGGGAACCAAGGCUAUUACCCACCUGUUCAACGAGUCCAGCAGCAGCAGCAGCAGCAGCAUCCUGAUCCCUACAUGGAGCAGCAGAACUACAACGUGGUUCAACAACAGCCAACGUAUUCAGGUGGUCCACAGGUUAUGAGUAGUGCUCCAAUGGGUUUACAUGAGACGGCGGCGUAUUCACAGAUGGGGAAUCCUGUGUACUAUACAGUGGCUGGGGAUGGUAUGAUGAUUCCACCGCAACCUCAUCAGGCUCAGUACCAGGGAAUGGGUCAACCGGUUAGUGGCAUGACCGGACCGGAUGGGAAAGUGGUGGUUAACACGGCGCCUAAAGUGUCUCAAAGUUCAGAUUCGGUGUGAGUGUGAGAUGAAGGUGAUGUUGAUGUGAAUGUCAUGAUCAUAUUGUUAUCAUUAUUAUCCAUUUACAAUUUUACUUUUAUAGUAUAUGUAUAAGCGUUUGAGAUCAAAGUGGAAUCUGAAUGUGCUUGCUUUUGAGUUAGCUCUCCUUUUAGAGCUCUGUUUUAGUAGUUUUUAAUAAAUAUGACUCUGGACCUUUUUGGUCUUAUCGUCUCUUGUGCAUCCAUUGAGUGAGUGUUAAGAUUCUAGCUUUUGUGCCUUAGUUCUCUUUGUAUAACUACUGUUGAUUUACUUUAUUGGUUAAGACUAUAUAUCGAUGUUCAUGCC